Rotaria socialis is the source of this 466-nucleotide messenger RNA. NCBI's taxonomy places the organism in Eukaryota, Metazoa, Rotifera, Eurotatoria, Philodinida, Philodinidae. The record is from the annotation of a GenBank genome assembly.
CGAUGAGAAUCAUCCAGACAUGGCCAUGUUUUACAACAACAUUGGCUUGAUCUAUCGAGAAGAGAAGAAGUAUUUUGAAGCGCUCGACUUCUAUGAGAAGUCACUUGCUUUGAGAAGGAAGCAUCUACCACCGGAUCAUCCUGAUUUGGGUACAUCGUACAACAAUAUUGGCGUGGUUCAUCAUUGUCUCGGUCAUUAUGAUCUCGCAUUGGAUCAUUACAAUCGAUCACUUAAAAUCAAAUUGAAGUCACUUCCUGCUCAACAUCCGGAUAUUGCAAUGACCUACAGAAACAUGGGUCUUGCGUAUGAAGACAAGGUUGAAUUAGAACAGGCAUUGAUAUAUAUGAAGAAGGCUCAGACAAUCUUUGAAAUAGCAUUACCAUUUAAUCAUCCUAACGUAGUAAAGAUAAAGGAUAGUGUUAAAAGAGUAGAAGAUAAAUUAAAAAAAACAAAAAACAAAAAAUAA